GCGACGCGCAACCUACAACAGGCAUGCGCCAGAUACAACGUUGUUGUGGUCGUCCGUCGACUGCGUGGUAAGUUGGCGUUCACUUCAUGUACUUCUUGUCAGGCAAGCUGAGUAUCUGCGGAGUUUCGAGCUUACAGAGUCGGGGGAGCUGAGUGCGGUGAGUCCGGGGCUGGAGCUGCGCGCUGAGCGGAUCCGCUUCCUCCUUCUGUUUGACGGCUGUGGGCGUGCGGACGGGGAGACUGCCAUGUAGCUGAGGCAGAAGAAUGAGCAGUCAGCGCACUUCAGCGGACGGGACAGACGACUACGCGGUUCAGCAGGAAAAUGAACUAGAAGCCCUCGCGUCUAUUUUUGAAGAUGAUUUCAAGGAUCUGCGGAGCAACGACCCCUGGAAGGUUAAAAGGCCACCAGAGGUGUACGUCUGUCUGCGGCCCAAUGGGCUAAACAACGGACAGGAGUGUUACGUGACCGUGGACCUGCAUGUCAAAUGUCCUCCCACGUAUCCGGACGUGCCUCCAGAACUGGAGCUGAAGAAUGCCAAAGGCCUUUCAAACGACAACCUCAAAAAUCUGCAAGCUGAACUCAACAAGCUGGCGGCGGAACAAUGCGGAGAGGUGAUGAUUUACCAGCUAGCGGAUCACAUUCAGGGUUUCCUGAGCGAACACAACAAGCCUCCGUCGCGCUCCUUCCACGAGGAGAUGCUGAAGAACCAGCGGAGGCAGCAGGAGAAACUAGCGCUGGAGGAGCAGCAGAGAAUGGACCAACGACGCAAGCAGGAGGAGGAGAUGGAAAAAGAAAUCAUGGCUGAAAUCCAAAGGAGAGAAGAGGAAAAGCGAGAGGAAAAGAGAAGAAAGGAAAUGGCUAAACAGGAGCGACUCGGGAGCAUGGAGCAUUCGAUGUCUGUGAUGGGGAAGAGUCCACCCAGCCCAGGAGGCGCAGCUCCCGAACUGUUUGAAGCCAAGAAAGCAGCUGGCAAUCGCCGUCGGACUACCUCAAAUUCCCGCCACAGCAGACGGGACACGGUUAAUGAGGACAACAGUCGCCCGCAGGAGGUUCUUCACUUCAGCAGCAAUGUUUUUGGAGAGCUUGCUGUGCACCAAGGGAAAAGCUUAGGUGUAAGUGAACGGUUCGGUCGUAACAUUUAUUGCGGGUUUGAGGUGAACUCUGGCGAUUUUGCUGUGAUCUAUGAGUGGUCGUUGCAGUGGAACAAAAAGAUGAGCAAGUUCUUCACCACCCAGGAGAGAGGAAGGAUUGAAAACUGUAAAAAACAGAUCCAUGCAGCAGAAAAUGAGUUUAACUCCCUGCUGCGGCUGGAGCACCCAAACUUGGUGCAAUACUUGGGGCUGAGCGUGGUCGAGAAGGAGGAAUGCAUCGUGGUUUACAUGCUGGUGGAGCACGUGGCCGGGAACAGCUUGAACCAAAGCCUGACCGCCCACGGCCCGGUCCCUCUGGAUAAGCUCUGCCACUACACGGCCCAGCUGCUGACCGCUCUCGACUAUCUGCACUCCAACUCCGUGGUCCACAAACAGCUGGGGCCCUCCAGCGUGCUGGUGGACUCCGAGGGGAACAUUCGAGUGACCGAUUACAGUUUAUCAAAGAGGUUUGCUGACAUCUGCAAAGAAGACAUUUUCGAACAAGCUCGCGUGCGUUUCUCCGAGGAAACGGCGAUGCCAACGAGAACGGGCAAGAAAGGCGACGUGUGGAACCUGGGACUGAUGCUGCUGGCGCUGAGUCAAGGCAAGGAAGUGAAGGAGUAUCCGGUGACAGUGCCGAGUAGCCUGCCUGCUGAUUUUCAGGAUUUCCUUCAGAAGUGUUUAUGUCUGAAUGAUACUGAGCGCUGGACAGCUCAGCAGCUCUUGGACCAUUCUUUCCUCAAGCCUUCCUCGCCUAAGCACCUUUCACAGUACCAGGACAACAGCCCAGAAGAUCUAGCUGUGGACUUUGCGUCAUCAGUCAUCCCCCGGAGUCACAUCCUCAAUGCUCCUUUCAGUUCGGUCUUGCAGCACAGGCAGAUUUCUCGGUUUGUCUCCGAGUUUGAGGAGCUGCAGCUUCUGGGAAAAGGAGCUUUCGGUGCUGUAAUUAAAGUUCAGAACAAACUAGACGGUUGUUACUACGCGGUGAAACGCAUCCAGGUGAACCCAGCCAGUAAGCAGUUCCGACGGAUCAAAGGCGAGGUGACGCUGCUGUCGCGGCUGAACCACGAGAAUAUCGUCCGUUAUUACAACGCGUGGAUCGAGAGGCACGAAUUGCCCGCCACAGGUGUGCUGAGCAACACCGACAGCUCCGAGCCGCUGAGCUCAGCCGACAAGGCGCCACAGCGCAAAAAUGCACCGGAGCGCCUCAACGAGCUCGGCCUGCCUGACGACGUGGAGGACAUCGCUCCGCCUCCCGCCCUGUCCAGCUCAGUCGAGUGGUCCACCUCCAUUGAGAGGUCCUCCAGCGCAAGGUGCAGCGGACGCCAGUCCAGUGAUGAUGAGGAUGAUGACGACGAUGAUGAAGAAGAUGUCUUUGGUGCCUCUUUUUUGCCAUCAAAUAAUGACUCGAGGAGUGACAUCAUUUUUGAUAAUGGAGAUGAAAGCAUGGACGAGAUGUCAAAGGUAGAGCCAAGCAAAAGGCCAGCGUCCGACACAACGGAGAGCACAGAGUCAGAUCGACACCUCAUUACGGCACAUUACCUGUACAUACAAAUGGAAUACUGUGAAAAGAGCACUUUACGAGACACAAUAGAUCAAGGCCUGCAUCAGGAUCAGAAUCGGUUAUGGAGGCUUUUCAGGGAGAUACUGGACGGCCUUGCUUACAUCCACGAGCAGGGCAUGAUUCACAGGGACCUGAAGCCUGUCAACAUCUUCCUCGACUCACAGGAUCACGUGAAAAUUGGCGACUUCGGCCUGGCUACAGAUCAUCCCGCUAACGUGGCUGCUGGGAAAUUUGAGGUGGAGGAGAGCGGCUCUGCGGUGAUGGCCAAACCGGACCCAACAGGUAACAUGACAGGGAUGGUCGGUACUGCCCUGUAUGUCAGUCCGGAGGUUCAGGGAAAUACAAAAGCCACAUACAACCAAAAGGUUGACCUGUUUAGCUUGGGCAUAAUCCUCUUUGAGAUGUCCUACCGGCCGAUGACCACGGGGGCCGAGCGCAUCGCUGUCCUGAGUCAGCUGCGUGGGGAACCCAUCAUCUUCCCAGAGGACUUUACUUUACGUGAGCAAGGAACACAGAAGAGGGUGAUCGAGUGGCUGCUGAAGCACGACCCGGCUCUUCGGCCGACUGCCCUGGAGCUGCUAAAGAGCGAACUUCUGCCUCCUCCCCAGAUGGAGGAGUCGGAGUUGCACGAAGUGCUGCAGCAUACCAUGGCCAAUAUCAACGGCAAAUCCUACCGCACCAUGGUGGCCCAGCUGUUCGCCCAGAACACCUCACCAGUCAUGGAUUACGCUUAUGAUAUAGACCUCUACAAGGGCAGCUUCAGCUUCAACAAUGCCAAAUUGCAGCAGCAUGUGUACGAAAGCAUCACCAGGAUCUUCAAGAAGCACGGUGCCGUGCGUCUCCAGACCCCGCUGUUCCUCCCCAGGAACAGGAAGUUGUACGAUGGCAUUGAGCUGGCCUGCUUCAUGGACCAUAGUGGAAUGCUGGUUACGCUGCCCUAUGACCUUCGCAUCGCGUUUGCAAGAUUCGUCGCUCGCAACAAUGUGACACAUCUGAAACGGUACAGCAUUGAACGAGUUUUUCGGCCCAAGAAGCUGGACCGCGCACACCCGAGGGAGCUCCUCGAGUGCGCCUUUGACAUCAUCACUCCUGUUAGCAACAGCCUGCUCCCUGAGGCCGAGAUCAUUUACACCAUCUCUGAAAUAAUCCAGGAGUUCCCCGUGCUGCAGGAAAGGAACUACAACAUCUACCUAAACCACACCAGCUUGUUUAAGGCCGUCCUGCUGCACAGCGGCGUCCCGGAGGACAAACUGAGCCAGGCCUCUAACAUACUGUGUGACCUUAUGAGUGAGAAACUCACCAAACGUGAAGCGGAGGCAAAGUUCUGCAACUUUUCAUUGUCAGCCAACUGUUUGCAGACUCUGUACAAGUACAUAGAACAGAAGGGGAAUCUGCAGGACCUGGUGCCGCUGCUGUCAUCACUUACCAAGCAAAAAACUGCCGUUACCCAGCUGGCCAAGCAGGGUCUCAAGGACCUGGAGGAGCUCACUGUGCUUCUGCCCAAACUUGGAGUUAAACUGAUGGUGGUGAUCAACUUAGGCUUAGUGUACAAAGUGCAACACCACUCAGGAGUCAUCUUCCAGUUUGUGGCUUUCAUCAGGAAGCGCAGACGAACCGUACCAGAUAUUCUGGCAGCCGGAGGACGCUACGACCACUUGAUCCUGGAGUUUCGUGGACCGGUUUCCACAGGACCCGUCCCCAGCGCAGUGGGGGCCAGUGUCGCCGUGGACAAAGUCUGCGCUGCUAUAGUCAGCAUGGAGGAGCCGCCAACAGUGAGCUCCUAUGAUGUGCUGGUGGUCCCUGUGGGCCAUUCUUCGAUGUCCAAAGCCAUCAGGGUUGUUCAGAAAUUGUGGAGCACCGGCAUCGCUGCAGACAUCAACUACGAUGUUUCACAGUCUCAGGACACACUGCUGGAACACUGCAAGCUAGGCGGCAUCACAUGCAUGGCCCUCGUCUCUGACAAAGAGGGAUCCUAUGUGAAGGUAAAAUGCUUUGAGAAAGACAGACAGUUGGAGAAACGGAUUCUUGAGUCUGACUUGGUGGAUCACGUCAUUCAGAAAUGUCGGUACAAAUUCCUCGAUGAGAGAAACAUCAGCAGAGAAAUCUCUGAAAGCACGACUCUACAGAACCCCAAAGGAUCACUGCUCACCAGCACAGGGUCUUCAGAGCAGCAUGGAAGCAGCACCUCCAUAAACAUGAAUGUGAGCCUCAUCAGCCCGGAGAAAGUUUCUGCCAGCGCCAGACGGCGCUACGAGACUCAGAUCCAAACCAGAUUACAGAACCUGGGUAGCAAUUUGCAGAACAAGAGCAAUGACAUUGAGGUUCUUGCUGUGGACCUUCCGAAGGAAACGCUGAUCAACUUCCUGUCUCUGGAGUUUGAUAGCGAAGAGCAGUUCAACAACAGCGUGAAGACGUUGCUGUCUCGUCUGCCCAAGCAGCGCUACCUGAAGGCCAUCUGUGAUGAGAUCCACCACUUCAAGAUUACAAAAAGGGUGGCUAUGAUGAUCUUGUACAGCUAUAAAGACGACUACUACAAGAUUCUUCUGUGAAAGCCAAGGGAUUGCACUUGGCUGGGAGAUAUUCCACUUUGCUUCAGGCAGCAGACUCCCAGAGACAGUUUUUAUCCUUGGACCAACAAAAUCUGCUUAGAACAUUGACGCUUUCCAUUUGGAAGGUGUGAGUCCCAAAGAUACAAAUGAACUUCAUUACUGUGGUGAAUGGUAAACCAGCUAUCUGAUCCAAUCUCUCCCAACGUUCCCAAAACCCUUCAGUGUUUCGUGGUCCUCAACAACGGUUGACAAGAGGUUCACUGGACUUUAUUGCCUUAAUAGAACUAUAGAAUUUAAGAGAAAGGGCUUUUUACUGAAUGUGUCGUGAGUACAGAUACAUUUCUUCUUAGGUACAGGAUGCAAAGUGUGAAUAAAUAUUUUUCCCCACA
Messenger RNA from Haplochromis burtoni (Burton's mouthbrooder), 5632 nucleotides. RefSeq names its product eukaryotic translation initiation factor 2 alpha kinase 4 (gene eif2ak4). The coding region runs from base 264 to 5243 and encodes 1659 amino acids. The record is from RefSeq and is a predicted model, not a curated record. The transcript is spliced from 39 exons. Gene Ontology annotation, cellular component: cytosol. Gene Ontology annotation, biological process: regulation of translational initiation by eIF2 alpha phosphorylation; DNA damage checkpoint signaling. Lineage: Eukaryota; Metazoa; Chordata; Actinopteri; Cichliformes; Cichlidae. Gene Ontology annotation, molecular function: protein binding; eukaryotic translation initiation factor 2alpha kinase activity; ATP binding.